This is a messenger RNA of Entrophospora sp. SA101, 729 nucleotides long. The record is from the annotation of a GenBank genome assembly. Lineage: Eukaryota; Fungi; Glomeromycota; Glomeromycetes; Entrophosporales; Entrophosporaceae.
AUGAAAACUGCUCAAACACCAGAAAAGUUGAAUAAUCGAAAAGACAGUAUUCUAGCAAUUAUUAAUACAAUAAAAGAAUUAUCGGACAGAAAAAAUGAAAUCCAACUUCUCAAAAAACAACAAAGCCUCUUUGCCGAAAAAGAGCAACAAAUCAAUUACCUCGAACUUCGUGUCCAAGAAUUAACCAAUCUAAUCAAAACUCAAAAACAAAAGAUAAUUCAAGACUUUUUAAAUAUUCUUCCCGAAAAAGAACUAAUUCAACAAUUAAUCACUACUUAUUUAGAAUUCAAAAAGGCUGAAAAGCAAAAACUUCCCUCCCUUAAACUCAAAAAGCAAAACCAAAGAAUUGAGGAUGAAUUAAUAGAGAAGCUCGGAGAAGAAUUUGUCGAAAAUCUUCAACCAAUUUUAAAACAAAGAAAAUUAUUAAAAAUGAAUAGUGGCAAAGAAGAAAAAGAAUUAGUCAACAAGCACGAAAAAACCAGUCAAGAACAAAUGGAAAAAUUCCAAGAAUUAAAAAUAGAAAUGGCUGAAAUGAAAGGACAAUUAGCAAUGAUAAAAGAUAGACCUCAGCAAACUAUUAAUGUAGAAGGAGGUCAUGUUUUAGUUGGCAAUCACAUGGGAGAUAAUACCAAUCUUUCUCAUGCUAUUCAAGCACAAGCUGAACAACAAGCACUCCAAGUCCAACCAACUAACCAACCUUACGGCACACCAGGCUCAAGCAAAAACUAA